GGAAGUCUAUAGCUCGUGUGACAGUGUUGUCUGUGUGACUGUGUGAUGACGGAAGUAUGUUGACUAUGGAAGGGCACCUGCCUACACGUCUCAGAGGGAACAGUCUACAGCCGGACAGAUGACCAUGGAGCCUGACAAAGACUUUGAAGAAACUGCCAACUUUGAUCGAAACAAGAACAUCCAAAGAAGUGUAACUGACUUUGAUGUAGACCAACAAAUCAACGUUCCUGACACUUCCGAUCUUGAAUCAGAACAGCCAAUCAGAGAGCCUAAUACACCCUCAAACUCUAGACGACUUGUCAAGGCUUUGUUGAACAAACGUGAUUACUUAAGAGCACAAGUGCGACAUUUUCAACAAAAUUUCUCUGGAUUCCGUUUUAUACGUCGGCGAGGAGUAGCAGCUCGAGAAGAUGAAACUGUGCCAGUCUCCUGCUGUAGUGAUGAGGACCUCCCAAACUUUGUGACGGACGGUAACGGACACUGUGAGAUCCAGGAUGUUGGUCAUGAGGAUGUCAUGGCGGUAAAGCGGGCCGUAGGUCGGAGCGUGUCUGUCGAGGGCGCGGCUCACGAAGCAGUGAUGAAGGAAGUUGGUGGAGCAGAGGUGAGGUCCCAUGGAGCAGCAGCUCCACCAGGGCACAAGCCGGCCCAGUCUGGAACAGGUCAGAGGUCGGCCCCAUCUGUGUCAGAUAUGAUUGGAAAAGGGGUCAAGAGCUGGACAGAACUGAUGGACAGCCUGAGUCCUAAAGUGGAGGAACCAUUGCCAGAAAUGACAAAGGCUGAUGAUGACGCCUUCGUAGAUGACCUUCCACUUGGAAGUGAAGGUUGUUUCUCGCCAGCAAACACAUUAUCAGCCGUCGUCAGCGCAGCGAGCACAAGUGCAGUGCCCCCACUUGACCCACGGCUGUCCAGUCUGAAAGCUGCUGGUAACUACGGUUGGACAAGCUUCAACUCCGAGGUCUCAGGCCAGACAAGCGGCUCAAGCGCCAACAGUCUCGACAUUUUACUGUCUCAACGUAAUGUGGAUCCAGAGCAGAUGUUGCGAAGUCUUGGUUUCGGUUUCGCCAACGAGCAAGAGGCGCCAAUGCUGCGCGUGCCAGUGCGCUUCAUGCAGAAGUCUCAUGCCAGUGGCAUCAACAUUGCUGAAUUCCUUGCUGAGUAUCCCGAGCUCCAGCAAGUCAUGAUGAAGAAGUCAGGGAAAUGGGGAUCUGUGUCCAGAUCCAUCUCAACGAUGCUAGCCAUGAAGUCAGUCCUCGGUCAAAGCACAACAGCAGCGUCUCCUCCCAGCAGCAACAACAACAACAUCGCUGCCCCUCCUGAGUCAGGACCUCCGGAUGCUGAGUCUCCACAGCAUGUGAUGCACCCGAGCAUCCUCAGUGUGGAGAAUCAACGUGCGCUGGCUAGUCAGGGGUAUUAUGACUGUAACGUUCCCCACGCUGUGACAAAAGCUGUCAGACAGGAGACGACAGCUGAUGCUGUUCAGAUGAGGAGGAAACCUAUGGAUGCUGCAACAAGGCGGGAACGUUUCCAGAAGACGAGAUCCACCAAGCGAUGGAGCAUGGUGGAGUCAUCAGAAGAUCCUGUAGGCAAUGUGGAGAGUGGGGAGGUGUGGAUUUCCCGGAGUCUGGAUGAGUCCAAGGGAAGACACUCUGGCACUGACUUCAGUAGUUCCAUGGACAGCUCCGAUUCCCCAGCUAAUGAUUCCAGGACGUCCUCUAUCAGUGAAAAGAGGCGGAUAUUUGAGCUGGAGAUGAUGAAGAGGAGUGGAGAGGAUCUUGGUAGCAUCAGCCUGAACCGGGAACACCAGGUGAACAUUCUGAUGAAUGACGAUGAUGAGGAUGGGAACUAUGUUGUGUCAGGCGGUCCAUCAAAGCAGAGCACUAUCGAGAAAGAAGGGUCAGUGGUUGAAGCUGGCAGUGACAGAAAUGACGUAAAGAUUGUGGUUUCAGAUACGGACCCCAGUGCUCGGGAUGUAACUGAUUCAGGGAGCAUCUUACCCAAGUCAGCAAAUGGCACUCAUUCCUUAUUGACUAUUGUGAACGCUCAGCUGGAGCGCUUGUCCGACUCUGGGUCAGAUUACACCCUGGUAGAAAGCCCACGACCUUCAACGGAUGUGGAAGUAUCACACCCUGUUCUCAUACAGACAUUGUCUAAAGAUUCUGUGUUUGAAGAGUCAGAUCGGACAGACAGAAGUGUUUCAGUCAGCUGUCAGACAUCUUUCGACGGCCACAAGCUAGAUGAAAAUGACAAUAUGUCGUCAGCUAAGAUGAAGUCUGUUAUUGAUGAUGUGAAGCGCAGUCAGGAUGAUCUGACAAGGAUGGGGAGUGUGCAGUCUGACAGCAGCGGAUUUGGUGACGCGGACAACACAGCAGAUUUGCCAGCACCAGAGAAUGAGAGGGCCUGGGUGGCUAGCCUUGGUAGCAGCAGCGAGAGUGCAGGAACGCUGGCAAGCAGCAACACCGCCGUCCUUGUGCACGAUGUUGUCACCGAUAUGGCCACACAGACGUCGCUGUUAGAGCAUGCAGGUCAUGUGACAGCAAUGGAGUUGACAGUUCCAAAGUUGAAUUCUUUCAGACGGACUUUUGGGGAGAAUGUUGAGCCCAAUGGUCAUCUAUCUAGUCGAUAUAUCAGUACAUAUUAUAUACCACCAUUGAGCAAAGCAUCACCCUCGUCAGUUGACAAAGAAGAUUCUGGAACCAAAGUUUAUGGACAAAGCUUAGUACUUGGGAAGACAAGAGUUUCUGUGAUUGUGCCAAACAAAUCUCAAAAGAGCUUUGAAAUUCAAAAUAAUAGUCAAGAGAAGAAGUCCCAGGUGAAGACAGUACACACAAGCAAGGAGGUCCAUGUGUCACCGUACUAUGAGAUCAGAGCCCCACUAGCCAAACCUGAGGAAUUCGAGACUGAAGAAGACCUCAGGGAGAGCUACCGCUUUCCUCAUGUGUCAGGUCAUGGCAUUAGGCAUGUGUCUAAUGUGGGACACCCGUCCUCCGCAGUGUCUGUGCUGAACCUGAGCGUUGCUGACAGUGGUGAGUUCGGGUCCCGGAUUUCGCUGGCAGAGGAUGACAGUGACUACUCAUGUUCCUCUAUGGCAGAGAGCACGGCUAGCUGCAGCUCUUCAGAGAUCUUCGACUACAAGAAACUGGUUCGCCUCAUCAAUCAGCCUGACACUUACAGGGGUCGUCGUCGUCGUCGAAGUUUCACUCGCUACCGACCAAAGAGACCCAUCAAGGACUGGCCGAAUCUGGUGAGGAAGAAGAGAGUCCAGGAGGAGACACGCCUGCUUCAACACUCACUACAGACGUACAAGGCCGAGCUGCAGGUGAUGGAAACGUCCUGUUUGCUGCAGUACCAGCUGGCUUACGAGGACAUGGCGGAAGAUGAGAGGGAGGAGGUGGAGGAGCUGCAGAUGCUGUGGAGGGAGCUGAGGGAGCAGAUCUACAACAUGGAGCAACUGCUCUCCCACAGAAUGAAGGCCGUCACCAAGGGCAGCGACUUCUUCACCUUCCUUUCAACACUGAACGUCAUCCAGACUAUGACAGAGUUGCUGAAGGAGCAGAUGUAUCAGCAGACGGUGAGCCCAAGUCUGGAGCAGGAGGAGGAACAGGAGGAGGAGGAGGAGAUGUGUGAGGAGAGAGAAGCCCAGGCAUCCUUCACCCACAGCUCCCCCUUCCUGCCACCCUCACCCAUGACUAGCUAUUCAUCUGUGUUCGGUAUCCCUGGCAACGGGCCUCCAGAGUACAACCCACAGCACAGCCUGGAUGAGAUGCGUCGGUCACUGAUGGAGGAGAUGCGGGAGGAGAUGAAUCGAAGCACACAGCAGCUCCACCUGGACAUGCAGACCAAAGACAAUGAAAUUCAGCGUCUGAACCUUCAACUUAUGAUGCAGUCUCACUGGUCUCCGCUAAUGUCAAGGUCAACUCGCAGUCUUCCUCAUCGUCGAAGCACACGGCAGACAGACGUGUAGCACAGGGACAAGUUCCAGCUAUCAGCGCAAGCAUACCCUCAAAUUGUGAGACCAAGACCAUAGACUGCCAGGAAAAGGGAGCAUAGGGGAGCUGUGCUUCUAGCUCUGCACAUCAUAACCAUUUGCUGCUCUUCUGUCCAUGGAGAUGUGUAAAUAUCCAAAUCCUUCUUGAGAAUGACAAGUGGUGUACUACACAAGCACGAAAUGGACAAACAAACCAUAUGACAGAGAAGUCAUCAUGCAACCUGUGCGAGAAAGGGAGAGUGGACAACUCCUACACACACUGAAUCCAUCCGUACCUUCAUCAAUCUUCACAUUUUCAUGAGGCCAUUCUCACCACACAGCUGCCACCUUCACACCACACAGCUGCUGCUAUCUCACCACACAGAUGCCAGCAUCUCACCACACAGCUGCUGCUAUCUCACCACACAGCUGCUUGAUGUCACAUCAUUUUUAGGAUGACCUGUCAUGGUGACAGGACUACAUCAUCACUCUGCUUUCAAGUAUACUGACUAGAAUCAUGUACCCACAAGCUAGUCCUGCUAGACAGCUAGAUGCAUCAGUAACAAGCACCUGCUUGCUUUCAUCAUCCGGAGGGUUUGCAUCUGUAAACACAGUAUGACGUGUGGUUAACGAGUCUGUUUCCGAUGCUGUAAUAGUGUUGCAAGGAGCGUCAGUGUGUCAACUGUUUCAUCAAUGCCAUGCAACCAAGUAUUCAUCCGCUGUCGGCCAGGAGUGUAUACCACGAACACCACAGCCUUUGGUAUUUGUAACCGUUCAGCCCAAGGCAAUGUAUUUUGAAUUGAAUCCACACAGAUGAGCUCUGUCAUGUAUUACUAUGAUGUGGGAAAUGUUCUUUCUGCCUAUGUCAGCAAUUUUACAACUAUACAUGUAGCUGCCUGUUGCUAGGGGAGAUGUUGAUCUCCCAGUUUGUAACCAAUCAAAGACCAUCAUCAGUCAUUUUGUACACGCAGUUUCAAUAUUCGUCUCCUCAAACAACAAACCUAGGUGUCGGGCCUACUGAUUUAAUGAUGAAUGGAAUACAGGUGUUUGGCCAAUAAUGAUUCUGUAUCUGUCUCGGUCAUUAGUAAUGUGUCAAUAUUAGCAGUAUAUAACUAGUGUUUGGUUUGUUGACAAUACUUUCAUAAAUGUGACUGGAUAUCUACCAGAUUAGGUUUGUACGCAGUCCAUAUUACCUAGAUGGACACAACAACAUUAAAUGUGACUGGAUAUCUACCAGAUUAGGUUUGUAUGCAGUCCAUAUUACCUAUAUGGACACAACAACAUUAAAUGUGACUGGAUAUCUACCAGAUUAGGUUUAUAUGCAGUCCAUAUUACCUAGAUGGACACAACAACAUUAAAUGUGACUGGAUAUCUACCAGAUUAGGUUUGUAUGCAGUCCAUAUUACCUAGAUGGACACAACAACAUUAAAUGUGACUGGAUAUCUACCAGAUUAGGUUUGUACGCAGUCCAUAUUACCUAGAUGGACACAACAACAUUAAAUGGCACAUCAAUUCAUUAACAUGAAGCAUACAGAUGUCACCUAAUGAUGGCUGCAAUUCAACCAGUUGAGCACAACUACAGAAGGCUGGUUACAAGAGACACUCACACUAUAUUUUUAGCUAUAUUUGAUGCUUUGAUUUUAUUCUGCCAAAGGAAUAACAAAAAUUGUCAAAGAUCGGCGUAAUUGUUUGCUGCUGAAAAUUGUUACAUAUCAACUGGGCACCAGUAGAAUCAGGACAUGUUCUGUCAGCAGGAUGUGUGUUCUGUCAGCAGGAUGUGUGUUUGAUCUGUAGGAUGUGUGUCCAGCCAAGCCAGCCUCCUACAGCUGAGACCUACAACCAUGUUUGUCCAGCAAUGUCUCUGCAUCUCUCACUGUACAAUUUCCCAUCUCAUUCAUCUUCGUCUUCCUUGUUCAUUCCUUGACUCACCAAACUGUUCAAAAUCUGGUGGGUAAGAAUUUUGCUGUUUCAAUUGUUACAGUGUUGUUGUAUAUGCAAUUAAAAUCAAACAUUUUUAUGGAGUUAUAAAGAUAUUUUAAUAACUCUAACAAUAUUUAUUUUUAUCCAAAAUCUGUUGAUUCUGUUUAAGCUUUUAGUCAGUAUGUAGCUGUUCUGUAUAGCUGUAGACAGCAUUGAGUUGUCUCAGGGCAAAGUGUGUUCCUGUGAAUGUGUUAGGCUAAAUAAAAAAAUCUUGUGGUUCUGAUUACACCUCUUUAAAAUUUAGGGUAGGUAGGAUUUUUGUUCUUUUAACAUUAUUUUUUUCAGAAGUAAAGUACAAACUAAUAACACAUUUAUCAAUGUGUAAUUGUUUAUUCAAUCAAGCUUGCAGCCGUCAUGUCGACUUUCUCUAUCAGAAUGCCUGAUGUCCGUCAGUGUCAGGAAAAAACAAUGGUGUCUGAAUGCUUCUUUUAUUCAUACUAAAAUAUAGGGUCGGCACCAGAAUUCAAGGGUCGGUCGGGUAAUGGAAACCACAACAUUUUUAUUUUUAGGCCUCAAGGCACAAUAGCAUGGUGUACAGGGUCCCAGCCCAGUAGAUACCUUUCCCAAUAAAAUGUCAUUCCAUGGCAAUAAUCUACCACAUUCUUAAACUACUGGGUCAGGAUGAUGCUCGACAUUUAGUGUUGAUCAUGUUUUCCAAAUGAAAAGUGAUAAAUGUUGGGGGGAUAUUUUCAUGAAAUCGUGAUCUGUAUUCGGUACAAAGAAUUAUCACCAAAAUCCUUUUUGGUUCUAUUUUCUAUAGAUUAUUGUUCUUGAUUCAUCCUGAAAGAUGAUGAUGCUUGUUUCAUGCAAUUGGUCUGUUCUACUGCCAGCCAUUCCUUCUUGCUAUGGGAGGGCAGUGUCCAACAUUUCCUCUUGUCUUUCAACAGGGAUCGCUAGUGUAGAGUCAUGUUGCACCCCUAAAUGUUCCUUCAAACUUCUACUUAUUCCGUGUGAUAGACUGAUUUUACAAGUUACCAAAACGUGUUGACUUUUUUAUAUAUUCUAUAUCAUAUAUUUUUUCUUAUGGAAAACAGGAAGUGAGAAUAUUUGUACAUCAGCAGAAAUAACAUUUUUGGGAGAGUACAAUGUAAGUGCUGGUGGGUUAACAGAAAUGGAGUUUAUUGUUGCAUUCAAGAUUAUGAAUUCAAAAUACUGCAAUGGGCAAUAGUCCUGCUGGUACUAGUCUGGAGUUAGGAUGGUUUUCUGGUGCAAGCUCAUCCAGACUCCAUGCUGCAGUUUGACAGGGAUACCCCAGUCAGACACAGGAUACUGACUCCCAGCCGACCAGUUCUUGUUUGAUGCCAUUAAUGCUAAGUGGCAGGCAGGGCAGCAACAACUACCACCUUUCACUGUGUGUUUCCAUGAUAUGACUGGGGAUGAAACCACAUACCUUACACUCUCCUGGCAGGCGCUGUGUCCACUGGACAACAGAGGCGGUUCCAAGUUAAAUGUACACAUGUUCAGGACAUCCUGGUUAUACAGCCUCCACCUCACUAUUACUCUGUUCCCUGUUUAUUUAGGUUCCAUAUUCCUUAAAGAUGGGAACUGAGGAUGAAUGUUUAAAACAGAUGUCAGGUCACAAAGAUUCAGUUGUUUUCAGUAAAGAAAUUUAUACCAUGCAACUUGGAGUAGUCAAUAUGAAGGAUUUAUAUUUCAUAUCUACAUUUAGUAUGUCACGUUUACCAGAAAUAGUGUCCAAUCUGACAUCAUCUAGCGUUACCAUAGCAACCAAUCAGGACUUGCAAAGUAAAUAUCAAGCCAAAUCAAGCCUCAUUGAAUUAUAGAAACCAUGAUAAUUCCCGCAUAAGGAUGACUGCAUGAACCAAAGCUGCACAGUUAGAAGUGCUGAAUAAACUACACAUUGUUGUGUAAUGGUUGCCAUCCCUGUGUGUGUAUUUCCAUUGAACUGCUCCAGAGUCCGGUGUAUAAGGGUGCCAUGUUGCCUUACUCCUGUAUCACUGCUUGUUGAUGCAAGUAUUACUGGUGAUUGUUCAAUUAUGUCUGAAUAAAAGCAUCUGUUCAUG
Molecule: messenger RNA, 7968 nt
Organism: Haliotis rubra (blacklip abalone)
Lineage: Eukaryota; Metazoa; Mollusca; Gastropoda; Lepetellida; Haliotidae
Exons: 19
Coding region: 119-3961 (1280 amino acids)
Molecular function (GO): signaling receptor binding
Source: RefSeq, a predicted model, not a curated record